CAUGGAGCUCUAACCUCUCUCGUGUGGUAAUUUGAAGUUUGAACUAGUACCUGCAGGCCACUUGCCGGAACUAUGUUACGCCCACCCUAUUUGGAAUGUAAAUAUUAUAUUCAACUCCCUGUAUAACUCGGAAGUCUCGAAUCAUGACUGAGGCCGAGAUGUUACCAAACCGAGCCUUCAUCACCUCCGUCGCCACGAUUGGAAGAAUCUCCUCCAAUCUCCUGCACUCCUCCGCCGACUCAUGGCUCUCCGUCCCCGGAAACCCCCUCAUGCGGUGGCCCUCGCCGCCGCCGCCCAGCCCACCCGUCCUAACCGACUCCGGUGAGGCACCACAGCCAUCCCCAGCGCCGGCUACCGACUCCAGCGCCGCCUCCGAAGACUCCGCCACCAUCUCCCACAUCCUCCUCGCCACCGCCCCCGACGCCCUUGACUCGGCCCUCCUCCGCUCUAGCGUCGUCCCCAGCCCUCCCCUGCUCCAGUCCCUCCCUCUCUCCGACCUCUCUCCCACCUCCCUCCUCGCCCUCUCCCGCUGGGCCCGCCCCCACCUUGUCGCUCUCGUCGACCUCCUCGCCCGCUCUCGCGCCUUCGACUCCGCCUGGUCCCUCCUCCUCGACGCCGCCCCCGCUCCCCUCCCCGCCUUCACCGCUCUCUUCCGCCGCUACGCCCGUGCCGGCAUGCCUACCGCCGCCAUCCGCACAUUCGACUACCUUCGCCGCCAACCGGAAGCGGUGUCGGCCUCGGAGGGGGAUAAAAGCGACGCCUUUGAGCUCCUCAUCGACGCCCUCUGCAAGGAGGGCCACACGAGGGCAGCGUCGGAGCUCCUCGGGCGGAGGAGGGAGGCGGAGCCGCCCGGGUGGGCUCCCUCCGUCCGGGUCUACAACAUUCUGCUCCAUGGGUGGUUCCGGACUCGGCGGCUCCGGAAGGCCGAGAAGGUGUGGGACGAGAUGCGGCGGGAGGGCGUACGCCCCACCGUCGUCACCUAUGGGACCCUCAUCGAGGGGCUUUGUCGGAUGCGUCGGCCAGAUCAAGCUAACGCCUUGCUGGAAGAAAUGAGGGCUGCCAAGAUCGAUCCGAAUGCCCUCACCUGCAAUCCGAUUGUAGACGCCCUCUCCGAGGCCGGUAGGUUCAAGGACGCCCUCGCUAUGCUCGAAAGAUUUCCCCUUUAUGGUGUUUCUCCCAACAUAUCCACUUAUAAUUCACUGGUGAAGGGUUUCUGCAAGAAUGGCGAUCUUGUUGGUGCUAGCAAGAUUCUCAAGACGAUGAUCGGCAGGGGAGUUCUUCCAACCCCGACCACAUACAAUUAUUUCUUCAGUUUUUUCGCCAAAGUUGGAAAGAUUGAGGAGGGUAUGAAUCUUUACAAUAAGAUGAUUCAAUCCGGGUAUGUCCUAGAUCGGCUCACAUACCAGCUUUUGAUUAAAAUGCUGUGCGAGAAGGAGAAGUUAGAUUUAGCUGUUCAGCUGAUCGGAGAGAUGAACAGGAAUGGUUUUGAUUCAGACUUGGCGACUAGCACUAUGCUGGUGCAUAUGCUCUGUCGGAUGCGCAAAUAUGAGGAAGCUUGUGAUGAAUUUGAGAGCAUGAUUAAGAGGGGGGUUGUGCCGCAAUACAUAACAUAUCAGAUUCUUGCCAAAGAACUGAAGAGGUUGGGGAUGCUUGAAAUGGAGAGAAAAAUAUCAAGGCUGAUGGAUUCUCUCCGGCAUUCUACUAAGCUUCCAGGAACUUACAGGGAAAAGGAGCGGGGUGAGGCUUUGGACUUGAGGAAGUCUAUAAUGAAAAAGGCCCAGCUGAUGUCUGAUACAUUGAAGACAUGUAAAGAUUCCAAGGAAUUAAGUAAGCUGAGGAGUUCGACGGAGAGUGCCGUGGAAAGUGCAAAUAGGCUGAUAAGAGAUAUUAGAAGAAGAGUAUAUGCAGUAAAGAGUGGGUAGUAUAUUUGAUGGGUUGAUUGAGGAAUUUUUGUAAUAAGAUUGGGCUGAAAGUCUGAAGCUCCGAGGCUAGCUGAGACUGGAACCAUAUUAUCUUCAUAGUAGUUUUAUUAGUUUCAAGGUGCAACAAACAAAUCAUGCUAGUGUUCUUCUUGAGUUCUUUCCGCUAUUCCUGGAUAGUCAGCCAGUUCAGUACUCCCACUUUUGAGGAAUCAAGUGAGGUGAGUGCAAGUGCUUAUAUCGUUCAAGCUCAAAGUCCUGACCAUCAGUAAUUCCUUAUCAAUACUUGUUAUAUUAUGAAGUAUAUUUCUUAAUGUAUGAUGAUAUCAUCAAUGUUCAUUAUGCUGUAAAAUUGCAUACGUCUAACAGGAUAGCAUUUCUGCUCCAAGAAAUUAACCUUGGUGUCAUAGCAUGGAUUCGUUUCAUCAGCCUUUGGGAUUUGAAUUUGAAACAAGAACUUUUCAAAUAAUAUAGCGAUCUUGCGGUGCGU
Messenger RNA from Phoenix dactylifera (date palm), 2409 nucleotides. RefSeq names its product Pentatricopeptide repeat (PPR) superfamily protein. The record is from RefSeq and is a predicted model, not a curated record. Lineage: Eukaryota; Viridiplantae; Streptophyta; Magnoliopsida; Arecales; Arecaceae. Gene Ontology annotation, molecular function: protein binding.